AUGGCUCACUGGUACAGCCAGACCGUCGAGGCCCUCUCGGCGUCUCUAACAAAUCAUCCCACUCAACUUACACUGCUAGCGACAGCAGGGGUAUCCCUUAGCGUAGGCCUCUUUCUACGUGCUAUUCUGUCCGACGAACCCCGAGAAGGCAGAGUCUAUCAUUCACCCCUAGCUUCUGUGCGGUCAGCCCCAAGCGACAAGGACCACCCUCUGCCACUUGACGCACUUCCAGGGGCAAGAGAUGUACAGACUCCCUACGGCUCAAUGCGCGUCUACGAAUGGGGUCCAGAGGAAGGCCGCAAGGUUUUGCUUGUGCAUGGCAUUACCACCCCGUGCAUUUCACUGGGUGGACUCGCCCAUGCCUUAGUGGAUCAGGGCUGUCGAGUGAUGUUGUUCGAUCUAUUUGGAAGAGGUUAUUCUGAUUGUCCUCCGGACCUUCCUCAGGAUGACCGUCUAUUUGCGACUCAGAUCUUCAUGGCUUUGAGCUCUUCUCCGAUUUCAUGGACAGGAGCCGGGUCUGGCAAAUUCUGCCUCGUCGGUUACUCCCUUGGUGGCGGUAUAGCUGCAGCUUUCGCAUCGUUCUUUCCACAGCUCUUGUCGGCUCUCAUCCUUCUUGCGCCAGCGGGUUUGAUACGAGACUCGCAUAUCAGCUUCAGCACCCGACUUCUUUAUUCAGGCGGCCUACCAACUCGGGUGUUGAAAUUCCUGUCUGGCAGACGUUUGCGUGCAGGUCCCCUUUCUACUCCCAAAGUACCGCAAAGCUCUAAAAAGCUCCAUGCCAGCGAUGUGGCUGCCGAGGAGCUACCUUCGGCAGCGGGAGCUGAAGCUCAAAGACUAUCCCGCUCGCACCCCCAUGUCACUGUCCCCAAUGCGGUUCAGUGGCAGGUGAACGCACAUACUGGGUUCGUUCACGCCUUUGUUUCCAGUAUGCGGUAUGGUCCAAUUCUAGCUCAACGGCAACGCGCAGCAUGGGAGCGCCUAGGAGUAUACCUAUCCGAGCAGCAAAAGAUUUCCCCAGACCAGCAAGAAUCGAAAGGCCUUUCUAGUGACAAGGUUGUCAUCAUGUGCGGCAAGACUGACCCUAUUAUCAUUCAUCAUGAACUGCUCGAUGAUGCUACUGCUGCCCUCGGAAGCGGCGUUGCAUUCAGGUACUUUUCUGCUGGUCACGAGUUUCCCAGCACCAAAUACAACGAGGUUUCCCAAAUUAUUGUUGAAACAUUGUCUUAG
This is a messenger RNA of Aspergillus calidoustus, 1227 nucleotides long. NCBI's taxonomy places the organism in Eukaryota, Fungi, Ascomycota, Eurotiomycetes, Eurotiales, Aspergillaceae. The record is from the annotation of a GenBank genome assembly.